Messenger RNA from Scleropages formosus (Asian bonytongue), 3374 nucleotides. RefSeq names its product coiled-coil domain containing 85B (gene ccdc85b). Gene Ontology annotation, biological process: negative regulation of DNA-templated transcription. Gene Ontology annotation, cellular component: nucleus. The record is from RefSeq and is a predicted model, not a curated record. Lineage: Eukaryota; Metazoa; Chordata; Actinopteri; Osteoglossiformes; Osteoglossidae. The transcript has a single exon. Bases 1131 to 1733 code for a protein of 200 amino acids.
CCACACACAGCAGAGGGAGAGGACGACAUUACCAGCAGCGCUUCACUCGCUUCACUGGACACUCGGCCGAGAGAAAUAACGUUUCGCGGUGGAGAAGCGACUAACGGCGCCUUUACGCGGGUGUAGAAACAGUGCGGGCGGAGCGGGGCGGAGCGGAACGGAGCGUAGUGGAGUACAGUGUAGGACCCUGCGGACAUCAUUGUUUUCCUGCCUGCGUUUGCGGGAUACACACACUGUCUCUCUCUCACACACACACACACACACACACACACACACAGGGGGCGAGAGCGACUGAGCCCUGUGUCCUACAUUUUCAUCUCCACGUAUUUAUUAUUUCAUUCGCUUGUUCCGCGUAUCGGAGGUAUCAGCAGAGGCCGUUCCGUUCGUUCGGCGGGAACUACGCGGGGCUCCUCUCCGUCUGUCUGUCUGUCGGAGACACACGACACGCACGCACGCACGCACGCGCGGUGCAUCGCAUCGGCAUCGCUCCGCCGGCGUCAUGGUGCUCGAGUGAGGAGCGGCGGCGCAGCGGACAUCAUCGUGAGCACCGGCGGCGGCGGGAGAGGAGAGGGAGCGGAUCCGCUCGGCCGCUCCCGAAAUAAUUCGGCGUUGCCGAGUCAAAGCGGCGAAGAUCGCAUCUCCGCGUGACGCGUCGGGAGGGACAUCCUGCGCGCGCGGCCCGGAGCAGAACGACGGGAAUGACACACGGUGACACCUCCGGGCCGUUGUCCCUUUCGCGGUGACUGUGGCCCCGUUCUUCCUCGAGCAGGGCCUGCUACUUAAACCACCCUUGGGAAGUGCUGCCUUGUCCGGGGCGCCCCGAGGAGCCCGCUUUUUACUUUGACCACAAGGCUGAGGAGGAGAAGGAGGAGAAGCCAAGAGGCACAAAGAGGAUUGAUGACAACCGGGCGCUCGGGCCCCUCGCACAGCCGUGAUAAAUUGCGUCUCAUGGUCAGACCCUCUUCGGCGUUGCGCUUCGGUCCCGAAACACUUCCUUCUACCGUGAUACCGGCCGCCCGGUCGUCGUCACCCGUCCCUCGCCCUCACCUGCGCCUCCGUAGGUUAGCGAGCCGCCGGAGCUCUUUGGGCGCGUUCACCGGGUCCGGGCAGCGAAUUCGCAGACGUCUCCGAUGGGGAGCGACGGUGAGAUGUACAGCCGCGAGCUGUCCAAGAUGUCCGACGAGGACUUGCUGGCUUCUUCUAAAGAAGAGCUCGUGGCUCGACUUAGGAAAGAAGAGUCCGACAAGAUAUCGGCCCUGAUACAGCGAGGUCGGCUCAUCAAAGAGGUGAACAAGCAGCUGCAGGGGCACCUUCUGGAAAUUCGAGAGCUUAAAGUCAUCAACCAGCGUCUCCAGGAGGAAAACCAAGAACUCCGAGACUUGUGUUGCUUUUUGGAUGACGACCGGCUUAAGGUGAAGAAGCUGGCCAGAGAGUGGCAGCUUUUCGGCCAUCACGCCGCCAAAGUGAUGCGCGAGGACCUGGGUGGGUAUUUAAAGAAGCUCUCUGACCUGGAGCGACUUCAGGAUGGUCUAGUGAAAGAAAAUUUGGACCUCAAGGAACUUUGCUUAGUGCUGGAGGAGGAGUGCGUCAGCAGGAGUGAUUCCAGCCCCGGAGGGUCAACUGAGCUGAAUUUGCCGUGCAUGGUUGCCCGGGAUAUGGGUGACGGCAGUUCGAGCACCGGGAGCGUUGGAAGUCCGGAUCAGCUCCACCUGGUUUGCUCACCGGAUGACUGAAGAGAGGUUGACUUCCUAUGUCCUUGUGCAGAAAUGGAAACGAAGGCCAAAAUUACUAUUCGACGCAAGGAGACGACGACACAAAAUGAGGAGCAUCUAGGCCUACCUCCCAUCAGCAAUGAUUUUACACUGUAGUGCGGAAGUGAAAUGACACAAAGGAUAACCCGAAGAAGUUUGUUUCUUUGGGCUUUUUGGAACUAUGUAAGAUAAUAGGACUGCAUCACUUUUAUCAAGGAGAAUGGUAAGAAAUAAAGAGCAACAACUGGAUGUUAUACAAGGCUAAAGAAGGCUAAAGAAGAAAAUGAUGGUUCUCUUUGGGGUUAGUAGAUAUGCGCUGGAUUACAGAUUCCUUUUUAAAUAAUGCUAAUCCCAAUUUUUUUUUUUUUUUUUUUUUCCAGUUAGGAAUUGCUGAUUUAAUAUAUUGAAGCUGGGGUGGGGUGUCUUUUAAUGGGAUUGUAUAAAAGUGUGCAAAAGGGAUGUAUAGUAAGUGGGAAACAGAUUAGAGGGGAUUUAAACCAAACUACUGAACUGGGCCAGGUUUAAUCUCUUGCCCUGGACUGUCUUGGACUGACUAGAUUUCACUGAACCAUCCUGCAAUGUAUUAGACCAGGUCAGAUUCCAGAGUCUUACUGGAUUAAAUGUUUUAAAUCAGCCUGAGCCAGACUGGGCAUGUUUACAACUGCUCAGAGUCAAAAAGCACUGAAGUGGAUUGUUCUGGGAAAACAAGAAGAAAAUCUCACAGAGGGAACGUACAGACCUCAUCAAGAGUUGUUUGUCCCGGAAUAAUGAAUUAUAACUCAUUCAGCAAAUUAUAACCCAGAUUACAGCUCGCUUGACGCUGACAAUUUGAUCCGUGAAAGAGAAAUUGAAUUUUAUGCAGAAUGCGUGCCUGUCGUUUUAUCCUUAGUCUCGUAUGUUGGGCCAUAUGAGGCCAGAGGGAUUUAAAGGAGAGGAAAAAACAAACAAAAUUGGGGAUUAUCAGGUUUUUCCAGGACACGUCUUAGUUCUUCACUUUUAUACCGGACUUGAGUGUUGCAUAGUAAACUGGAAUGCAUUACGUACUGUAGCGAACCAAUCGAAACGGAGCGAAGUCGGCAUGGGCCGUACUGUCAUAUCUACCCUGCACCCAGAGGACGAGGCUCAGAUGUGCUUUCCUAGUCCUAGUAUUAAAGUUCUAUACAAUGCUUUAUAUAGUGCAAUAUGGCACAUGACCGUGCUGUACCAUGCUUUGUAGUUAUGAAACGGAACUGGAGCAGUAUUCUGCACAAACACACUGGAGACCUGACAAGGGUGACAUUUGCAGUGGCAUUUAAUUUAACAUGUGCUCAUACGCUUAGACUUUUAAUUGCAGUAUUAACACUUUAUAACUAUCAUUAGAAUUGCAUUGUUACUGUUGAUAUUACCUUUGCUGUACUUAUUUCUGUAUACUCACCUUGCUUAUCAUUGGGAAACUUUUAUCACUUGGUGUUGUGUUCACACUUUCGCAAUAUUACCACCUCCAUCAGUAUUAUUUGAAUCGUUUUGAUUUGUGUUUUAGAAACUGUUCUCUUUGAAUGGCUAGUCUUCAAUGGCUGUAUCCCUGGCUUCUCUCGAUGGGCAAUGAUUAUGAAAUGCGGGUGAGCUAUAAAUACAGUGACAGAG